AGCCAGGCCCACUGUAAACAACCAGUGACCCACAGACACGCAGCUUUGUGCCUGACUCCAGUGCUUUCGCUCCUGGGCACCACAAGCAACAGGUAAUUAGCCCCUGGUCUCCUGCAGGAAAAAAAUGUUGUUCUGCUUCUGCCCACUCUGGAAAACACUGGUUUUCCUAAGUUCAGCACUGCUUCUUGCAGAUUUUACUGAAAUCAGAGCUUUUGCCAGUCCAAGUGAAUGCAAAAGUGCAACCAUAGAUGAUGUGAAUGAGAGUCUUGAGAAAUAUUCAAAAUGCCUUCCUGAAAUGAUUGCCAAGGGUGAGAAAGUUUCAAUCAAUUCUCUUGUCUGGACACUGCAAGAAACGCUCGAUCUCCUGCGCCCUGUUCAAGAGAAAUUUUGCAAGCAGCUACCUUCAUGCCCUCUCCCCCUGGCACCAAGAAAUGGUGGGCUGGUGUGUGUCACCAUCGACAGCACUCAGUACUGCAAACCCAUGUGCAACAAGGGUUAUGACUUUCAGUUCCUCAGAAGCAGCAGACUGUAUGAAGUAUGCAGCAAUGCCACUGGGUUUUCCUGGACCACACAGCUUGUUGGGGGAAAGGAACUGGCUGUUUGCAACCCCUCUGAGAUGGCCAUCGGUGGAGCUAAAUCUGCCUAUUUCCCCAGCAACAGUACCUGUCUGCACACACUAGCCUUCCCUGAAGCUCAGAGAGAGCAGCUAAACAUCUUCCUCAAAGAGCUUGCUGAGCAAGGCAUUGAUGGCUCCAAACGGGAUGAGGAGGCUGAUUGUAUCAUCUGUGGUUACUAGCACCAAAAAGCUCGUGCCACAGACCAGCCAGCUGCCUGCAGUCUGACAUGGGUAUUUUGACAAGAGAAGCAGAGCAGUGGAAUCAUUUCUAAGACGUGUAAGCAUACAGCUUUUAUUUAGUUAAAGGACUGGAGACCAUAGUUAUAAUAUGACCUCAGCUUUGGCAUAUAGAGAUAUAGACUAAAUCUAAUCACAUAGCUGAUGGUAGAAGUGUUUCAAAGAAAGAAGUUCACUUUUAUGGCUUAAAUUUGUCUAGCUGGAAUCAAAUAAGGAUUACAGUUUUUUAAUGGAUGCAGUCAUUAGUUAAACACACUAAUUGUUAUCAGAAAUCGUUCUCUGUCAGGGGUCAUCUUCGAUGAGAAAGGACCAUACUUCUACUUGCUUUUAUAGUUGCCAAUUAAUCACUAUUGCUCUGAUGAACAUUAAAACAAUGAAAGUCAUAACAGUUA
Corapipo altera (White-ruffed manakin) is the source of this 1245-nucleotide messenger RNA. RefSeq lists its product as uncharacterized. The record is from RefSeq and is a predicted model, not a curated record. NCBI's taxonomy places the organism in Eukaryota, Metazoa, Chordata, Aves, Passeriformes, Pipridae. The coding region runs from base 125 to 796 and encodes 223 amino acids. The transcript is spliced from 6 exons.